Messenger RNA from Scylla paramamosain (green mud crab), 6303 nucleotides. RefSeq names its product sodium/calcium exchanger 1-like (gene Calx). Gene Ontology annotation, biological process: calcium ion import across plasma membrane; cell communication; sodium ion transmembrane transport. Gene Ontology annotation, cellular component: sarcolemma; axon; postsynapse. The coding region runs from base 629 to 3361 and encodes 910 amino acids. The record is from RefSeq and is a predicted model, not a curated record. Gene Ontology annotation, molecular function: calcium:sodium antiporter activity. The transcript has 8 exons. NCBI's taxonomy places the organism in Eukaryota, Metazoa, Arthropoda, Malacostraca, Decapoda, Portunidae.
GAACCGUAACAGGUGUGGUGGAAGCGGGGAGGUGUAACAGGUGUGGCAGGGGGAAGGCUGGGGUGCGGCGGAGCUGAGGGGCAGCAGGUGUGGCGGGGCACGAGGACUGGCGCCCAAAAUAUCCCCUGCUGCUGCCGGCUUUGCUGCUGAUGAUGACGACAAUUUUGUUUUUGUUAUUGUUCUUGUUACUGUCGCCGCCACCGCCGUCGUCGAUGUUCCACCCACAGAUCUUCCAGACCUGCAGCAUCAUGUAACACCACCUGAGGCAGCCUGGCCUGCCCAGAGCUCGUGCCCUCGUCUCUGUGGCGAAUAAACAUAAUCACGGCUCCUAAAGGGCGAGAUUAACGGUUGGAGGCGAGCGAGGGGAAGUGGGGCGCCUGGAGGCCGCUGGCACUCUUCUCUCUCCUCUCUCUCGUUCUUGCUCUCCCGCGCACGCGCCCCAGCGUGGUGGCGGGCUAACGCUCCCCCCUCCACCAUUUGGUGGCGCACAGUGUGCGGAGGGAGACGUGCAACUCCCGGCUCGUGCCUGAGUGUGACAGUGGCAGACGUCAUGACGAGAGCCAGACUCUGAUCUCAAAGUCAUUUCUUUUCUCCUCUUCUGUGGGCAGUGCGAGUGUGGUGAGGCGCCAUGGCUGGACCGGUAGCCAGCGGGUCGUCCCACUGGGGGAUGCGCUUGUUAGCUCUGAGUGUGUUAGUGCUUACUUUCUGCUGCCCCGUCUCUGCUGAAGAAAACUCCACUGAUCUCUUCGGAAAAUGUAUUGACGGCUUAAUUGUGCCGCUAUGGUCACCCCAGGAAAACUUGACCACAGGUGACCGCGUGGCCCGUGCCAUUGUUUACUUCGUGGCCAUGGUCUGGCUUUUCAUCGGCGUCUCCAUCAUCGCUGACCGCUUCAUGGGUUCCAUCGAGAUGAUCACCUCACAGGAGAAGGAGGUGACUGUCAAAAAGCCCAACGGUGAGACUCAGAUCAUCGUUGUACAGGUAUGGAACGAGACGGUGGCAAAUCUCACUCUCAUGGCCCUCGGCUCCUCGGCGCCCGAAAUUCUUCUCUCUGUGGUUGAAAUGUUCGCACGCAACUUCGAGGCUGGAGACCUCGGCCCCGGCACCAUCGUGGGCUCCGCUGCUUUCAACCUGUUUGUCAUCAUUGGCCUGUGCGUGUACGUGAUUCCUGACGGUGAGGUUCGUUAUAUUAAACAUCUGCGGGUCUUCUUCGUCACGGCCUUCUUCUCCAUCUUUGCUUACAUCUGGCUUUACUUGAUCCUGGCCGAGAUUUCCUACGGUGUUGUAGAGUUCUGGGAGGCCUUCCUCACCUUCAUCUUCUUCCCCAUUACUGUCGUUCUGGCUUACAUUGCCGAUCGUCGUCUACUCUUCUACAAGUACCUCACUAAGGAGUACAGAAUGAACAAGCGCGGUGUGAUCAUCGAGACCGAAGGCACAGAUGUUGAGCUCGGGAAGAAGGAAGAGGGAGGUCCACUCUAUGAUGACAAUGUGGACGAGACCGUGAAGGAGUUUGAGGAGCAUCGUAGGGAGUACAUGUCGGUAAUUCGCGAGCUGCGCGUCAAGCACCCUGACAUCAACAUGGACAACCUGGAGUCCAUGGCUCGCGAGGAGAUCAUCAACCGAGGUCCCAAGUCUCGUGCCUUCUACCGUAUUCAGGCCACCCGCAAACUUACUGGAGGCGGCAACAUCAUGAAGAAGGCUCGAGAGGAAGUGAAGCACGAGGAGAAGGAAGAAGAGGAUGAAAAGAAAGACGAUGAUACCAUUAGAAUCAUGUUCGACCCCGGCCACUACACUGUUAUGGAGAACGUGGGCACCUUUGAGGUGACUGUGGCUCGUGAAGGUGGCGAUCUCAACACUACAGUCAUCGUCGAUUACAAGACAGAGGACGGCACUGCCAACGCCGGCGGCGAUUACGUGGCUGCGGAAGGCUCCUUAGUAUUCCUGCCUGGAGAGACCUCGAAGACCUUCAAUCUUGAGGUUAUUGACGAUGAAGUCUUUGAGGAGGACGAACAUUUCUACGUGCGGUUGUCCAACAUGAGACUGGGGUCUCCUGAUGGCACAGCAGUGACCCACGCUGUCAACGGCGCAGCAGGACACCCCAACAAGCCUGUCAAGAUGGAAUUGGCAGCGCCCUACGUGGCCACAAUCAUGAUUCUCGACGACGAUCACGGCGGUAUCUUCAACGUGGGGGAGAAGGACGUGGAAAUUGUGGAGAGCAUCGGAACCUACGAGCUGAAGGUGGUGCGUUGGUCCGGAGCACGCGGCCGCGUGGUGGUGCCCUACAAGACUGAAGAUGGCACGGCCAAGGCGGGCAAGGACUACGAUGAAGCAGAGGGCGAGCUGAUCUUUGAGAACAACGAGACUGAGAAGUUCAUCGAGAUCAAGAUUAUAGAGGAAGACAGCUACGAGAAGGACGUCCUCUUCUACGUUGACAUCGGAGAGCCCGUCGCCAGCGGAGAUGAUGACGACUUAGGCUUCGAGUUCGCCAACAAGGAUAGUGAACUGACUGAAGAUGAGAAGAUCGCGCUGCUCGGGAAACCCAAGCUGGGCAACGCCACCCGCACCCAGAUCAGGAUCAAGGAGAACAAGGAAUACCGGAACCUGGUGGACAAACUGGUGAAGAAGGCUAACGCUUCCAUGCUGGUUGGCUCCUCGUCCUGGAAGGAGCAGUUCACUGAAGCUAUCACCGUGCAGGCCGGCGAAGAAGGGGACGACGAAGAAGGCGGCGAGGAAGUCCUGCCCUCCUGCAUGGAUUAUGUUAUGCACUUCAUCACUGUCUUCUGGAAGGUGUUGUUUGCCUUCGUGCCUCCCACAGAUUAUGCCUACGGAUGGAUCACUUUCUGGAUUUCGAUAUUUCUCAUUGGUAUUGUCACCGCAUGUAUUGGUGACAUCGCCUCCCACCUGGGCUGCACUAUCAGCCUCAAGGAUAGUGUGACUGCAAUAGCCAUCGUAGCCCUGGGAACUAGUGUGCCAGAUACGUUCGCUUCCAAGGUGGCGGCCCAGCAAGACCCUUACGCUGACGCCUCUGUCGGCAAUGUCACAGGAUCCAACGCCGUCAACGUCUUCCUGGGCAUUGGCAUCGCGUGGACCAUGGCCGCGAUCUACCACAACGUGCAGGGCCGUAACUUCGAGGUGCUGCCCGGAAACUUGGCAUUUUCGGUGACGCUGUUCUGCGCGGAGGCAUUGGUGGCCAUCCUCGUGAUGAUGGUUCGGCGACACCCCAAAAUUGGCGGUGAGCUGGGCGGUCCCAAGGUGCCAAAGCUAGUCACUUCCUUCUUCCUGGUCUUCCUGUGGAUAUUCUACGUCCUCAUGUCCACCUUGGAGGCCUACGGCUUCAUCCCCUCAAUUUCUACCACCAAAUAAGAAUGCUCGCUCAGCCCUCACUUGUUGCACCGUGGUUGCUGGCGGUCGAGGGCCGGAGACCGCCGCCUCACCAACGCCAAUAGCGCCAAACUUGCAUCUCGUCUUUGCACAAACUUAGUUCAGCGACAGUGAGAGAGUGGUGCUCCAGCCACUACCGUCGUCUACAACUGUGGCCUAGCCGUGAUGGUGGCACCUCUGGCAGAGAGCGGCUGCCUGGCCACGCCCCGGCCACUCUAUAACCCAUUUCCGCCGGCGGCGACGUCAGCUGAAGCCGGUGGCUACACCAGACCUCCCGGCGGCUACUCCAAGUUUUUGGCAGGAUCAGACAGAGAAACAUCUACCCUCAUUCCUUGUAUGUUUAAGUUAAUAUGUUUCUUUCGGCAGCACAUGGACAAGUGUUUUCACCGAGUUAUUACUGUGUGCUCUCCUUCCCUCCCCGACAUCCCCUGCUGUGUCGUCUUGUUAACACACAUUGUCUCGCUUAGUUGACACACCACCACUGGUACUGCUAGUUUUAUUGUUUGACACUACCCAUCCCCAGCCUUCACAACCACCACCACCACCACCACACCACCACCAUGACCAUCCCCCACACUUUACCGCACCGUCACCACCACCACCACUACCAUAACCAUACAGCCGCCGUAGGAUUGUAAGUCAAGAUCAUGGAGUACAAGAAAGCCGGUCAGUAGUUUGCGCAUAAUAACAAUUUGAAGCAGAUGAAAAGUGUGUACUAAUCAAAAUAUCUGGAAAAAGUUAAACCAUUCAGAAGAGUGCCUUCAUAUCUCAAAACAUUCAUUAUUGUAACCUUUGGGGUCCACUAGUCUCGCUUUUCAGUUUCUAGAGACCUGACACGGAAACCCACAGGCCAGAACACAGUGGACCACUCCUGUGUUUGGAAAAAUGAAAAAAAAAAAAAAAAAACGAAUAACAAUGUACUAGUUACUAUUACCAAUAUUGCUAUUACUACUACUGCUACUACUAUUUGUACCAUAAUUACUAGUCACUACUGCUGCUGCUGCCACUACUAUUUCUACUACUACUACUACUACUACUACUACUACUACUACUACUACUACGGUCAUCAGUUACAGACUACUCACAGGAAGAGUUGUUCCCAGUCAUCCACCAUCACAUUUGUUAUUCAUUACACCCUCCAUCAUCACCCUUAAAAAGCGUGUUAUUAUCAUAAUUGUUAUAGGUAUGCUCUCUCUCUCUCUCUCUCUCUCUCUCUCUCUCUCUCUCUCUCUCAUAUGUAUAUAGCCAAUAUACAUAUAGAUAGCUAAAUGGAUAGGUUUUUUCUCUUCAUCUAUAUCUUUCGCUUUUUUAUUCUUUUUUUUUUGUUCCUCUGUCUCUUUCCCUCUUUCUCUUACCAUAGAAGAAAAAAAAAAAAAAAAUCGAAGAACGCCAUUUUCGUUGGGAGUGUUACAUGUUUUAUGUUCGAUAAAAAAAUGUUGAAUGUUACUCUAUUAUUAUUGAUAAGGUCCACAACCUUUGGGUAAAACGAUAGAGCAAUCAACACUGGGUAUUCUAGGAACGUGAAAUGUUGAAAUGUUGAAAUCAAUUACUACUUCUCGUUUCCUUCUGUAUAUGUGUAUGUAUGUACGUCGCUCUCUCUCUCUCUCUCUCUCUCUCUCUCUCUCUCUCUCUCUCUCUCUCUCUCUCUCUCUCUCUCUCUCUCUCUCUCUCUCUCUCUCUCUCUCUUUUACCCCAUAUUAAAUAAAUGGGACAAGUAUUAGUUCACCUCUUUGGUCUCUGUAAGUCUGUAUAUACUCUUCAGAACUUGCUCUGUAAAUAGAUUGUUGUAUAAAAAUAGUUUCGUGAACGACCGUAGUCAGUUUUAUACGCGAACCGGAAUCUUUCAAACGUUGGUAUCAAAGAAACACAUAAACUCUUGCCAGUCGAGAGUUUUUGCCGGUGGCGUCAACACCAUCACUCAUCUAUACGUACUACUAUGUCUCACUCACUCGCUCGUAACUCCGGAGCGAAAGCAAGCUAAAAGACAACCAAGCCUCCCUUAUUCUGCGCUCUCUCUCUCUCUCUCUCUCUCUCUCUCUCUCUCUCUCUCUCUCUCUCUCUCUCUCUCUCUCUCUCUCUCGUCGCCACCCACACUCAGGAUCUAAUAUGGUACCUCUCUCUCUCUCUCUCUCUCUCUCUCUCUCUCUCUCUCUCUCUCUCUCUCUCUCUCUCUCUCUCUCUGCUGCCACCGUCUUCACAUGUCCCGCUCGCGAGGUGUUUGACAGGAGGUAUCUCAAGUAUCCGAUGUUCACUUGACAGCCAUAAUUUUCUGGAACAAAUGUAAAUGUUUGUGAAGGAGUUUUCACCCACGUGGCUUCCACCUCCCGGAGGCCGAGUCCAGGAGUUCCGCCGCUGCUCUGACGCGGGCAAGGACGAGGCGACACUAUGCCGACAUAGGGAGUAGUUCUUGGACAUCGUGUUCUCAUUUUUUUUUUUUUUUGUAACCUAGUUAAUCAUAGACUAUGGCCUCCACCAGGUGCAGCUGACACACCUGACGUUCAGCAGCAUAAUAUUUCUGAACCUUUAUUUUUGUUGUUGUGUUCAGAGGUUCUUUUUUCUCUCUUUUUGUUGCUCAGGCCCGUGUUGGCUGCACACUCCAGCCAAAGUAUUAAGUCUCGUAACCUUAAAAUAAAAAAAAAAGUUAGUCCUUUUUCAAAAGAAAAAGUGCCAACCUUAGCGUGGGGGAUACGUCGUCAGAGCAAAAAGGAUGCGACGAGCAGGAUGAGCUUGUCAUGUCGGGGUGCGAGACGUCUUCAAUAGGUACCACUCCACUUGGGAACCUCGCCGCGGCCCAUCUUAGCCAGGUUGCGGCAUCUCAGCGCCGUUUUUCAUUAGUCUACCAUGAACAACUGACAUGCAUUUUUCCUCAUCUAUGUAUUCUCCUUGCGUUUCUUAAAGUUAGCAAUAAAAAGGGUAUAACAAAA